AUGUCUGCACCUCUUAGUUCCGAGGACGAGCAGCGGUACACGGAGAUCAUCGAUGGCAUACUUGCCACGGCAAACCUGGAGACAAUCUCGCGCAAGAAGAUUCGAGAAGGCUUGGAAUCUGCCUUGGGCGGGAAGGAUUUGAGCGACCAGAAGACUGCGAUCAAAACCCUCAUCGAGGAACGAUUCGAUGCGAUAUCUACGAACCCCACCGACUCCUCCGCGCCAGUCCUUCCACAUGCAAAGACCGAGUCGCCAAAGCCCUCGCCAAAGCGCCAGGCCAAUGGCUAUGGCGACGACGAGGUGGACGACGAUGGCCAGGCAGAUGGCGACGAGAUCCAAGUAUCAAUACAGCCGCCCAAGAAAAAGCAGCGCAAGAGUGAGGAGACCGAAGACGCUGAUGCCAAGCUGGCUGCCAUGCUGCAGGCCCAGGAGAACCGCCUCGGACGCUCUACCCGCGGCGGGGGCCCCAAGUCCAAGCCUGUCAAGAAGAAGAAGGCGACGCCUCGGAAGAAGAGCUCCAACAAGGUUCGGCCAGAGGAUGACAGUGACAUCUCGGGUUCCGAGGCCUCAGGACCGAAACGACGCAAGGCCGGUGGUGGCUUCCAGAAGCCGUUCAAUCUGAGCGAACCUCUGACAGCGCUUCUGUCUCGGCCGCAGGUGGUUAAGAAACUGUGGGAGCACAUCAAGGGCAAUGACCUGCAAGACCCCAGGGACAAGCGGCAAAUUCUCUGCGACGAGAAAAUGCAGGCCGUAUUUAAGCAGAGCAAGGUGGACAUGUUCCAGAUGAAUCGCCUCGUAGGGGAUCACCUCUACCCGGUCGAGGAGGCUCAUUGA
Molecule: messenger RNA, 834 nt
Organism: Neoarthrinium moseri
Lineage: Eukaryota; Fungi; Ascomycota; Sordariomycetes; Amphisphaeriales; Apiosporaceae
Exons: 4
Coding region: 1-834 (277 amino acids)
Biological process (GO): transcription initiation at RNA polymerase I promoter; nucleolar large rRNA transcription by RNA polymerase I
Cellular component (GO): nucleus; RNA polymerase I upstream activating factor complex
Molecular function (GO): RNA polymerase I cis-regulatory region sequence-specific DNA binding
Source: RefSeq, a predicted model, not a curated record